Megachile rotundata (alfalfa leafcutting bee) is the source of this 717-nucleotide messenger RNA. RefSeq lists its product as uncharacterized. NCBI's taxonomy places the organism in Eukaryota, Metazoa, Arthropoda, Insecta, Hymenoptera, Megachilidae. The record is from RefSeq and is a predicted model, not a curated record.
AUGUCAUCGAAACCCGAUUCACAACCAGACACUAAACCAGGAACGGAAUCAGAAAAACCGGCCAAACGGGGGAUCGUUGUAUGUGGUAUUCGAGGUCCGGGACCUAAAUAUUUACUUAGGACACUUGUGGGUUAUGACGAGCAUUGCCUUUCAAAAUAUCGAAAUCCAGCAUACACAUUUGGAAUAAGAACUCCUGCAAGACAAAUAUGUCAAGCGCCAGGACCAAAAUAUUUGAUAGCACAACCCAAACGUGGAGGUUUUAGUUUCGGAUUUCCUGGAAGAACUUUUGCCGUAUUAUAUUUGGAUUUUUUCUUGCUAGAUACUGGCUGUGGCCCUGGACCAAAAUAUAUUUUACCAUCUCCCAAAUCACCAGCCUUCACACUAAAAUCUAGAACUGAACAUCGUAAGAUAAGUCCCACGCCCGGACCUUAUAAUGUAAACCUUCCUAUUCCAGGACCAGCGUUCUAUAUUGCAUCACGGUUACCUGGACGGAAAUGUGACUGUACACCAGCCCCUCGCCCUUACAGUAUUGAUUUUGCAAGACAAAAAGCACCAGUGUAUAGUUUAGGUUUAAAAUUAGAUGCAAAAGAAAUUUGCCGCUCUCCAGGUCCUAAAUAUCACCUUAAACGUCCUCCACAGAUGCCUCAGUAUUCCUUUGGUGUUAGACAUAGCGAAUGUGCUCCUCCUUAUAUUCUAGAAUGUGAUGAUGCAUGUUGA